This is a messenger RNA of Dichotomopilus funicola, 3561 nucleotides long. RefSeq lists its product as uncharacterized. Lineage: Eukaryota; Fungi; Ascomycota; Sordariomycetes; Sordariales; Chaetomiaceae. The transcript has 3 exons. Gene Ontology annotation, biological process: double-strand break repair. Gene Ontology annotation, molecular function: ATP hydrolysis activity. Bases 1 to 3561 code for a protein of 1186 amino acids. The record is from RefSeq and is a predicted model, not a curated record.
AUGCGGGGCCCGCCGAGCAGUGCCGUUCGAUGGCUGCUCCUCAGCGACCUUCACUUCAAACGUCAUGACUUGGAUCGAGUGCGGCAAACGGCGAAGUGGAUCGUCGCAGAAGCAGAGAGAAACCAAGUCAACCGCGCGGUGGUGUGCGGCGACCUUCUCACAAGCCGCGCAAUGCAGCCGACGCAGGUAUUGUCCGCAUGUUACCACUUUAUCGGUCUCCUCAGUGAUGUCGUGCCGCGAAUCCAUAUCCUUCUCGGCAACCAUGACCUCGUCUACCGUCGCGACUACGAGACUACGGCGCUUAACGCCCUCAAUAUCAAACGCCUAGCCCCAUUCGUGUCGUUACAUAGCGCCGUCUCUCGCCACGAGUGGGAUGGCCGACGCGUUUUGCUACUGCCGUUUCGCGAGGAGCAGAACGUGUUGACAGAGGCCGUGGCUGCUCUUAAUCCCGACGAGGCGGGUGAUACGGUUGCCUUUGCCCAUCUCGCAAUCAACAAGGCUAUCACGCAGCGAUAUGUCGUUGGUGCUGGUGGCCUCGAUAAUCCUCGCGCAAUAAACUCCAUUACACACCACGGCUUGACGGGGCCGGGUCAGUUUGCCUCUUUGGCCCGGACCUUCACGGGACAUUUCCACAGUCAUCAGACCAUGAUCCAGGAACAACCCGGUACCGACGGUAUCGAUCUCGGGGGGAGCGUCACCUACCUCGGCUCACCCUUACAGCUAAGCUGGGCCGACCUCUAUGACGAGCAGCGGGGUGUCGUUUUGUUCAAUCCAGAAACACUCGAGCACAAACUGCUCAUCAACCCGCACGCCAUCAACUACAUAACGGCCGAUCUUCAGCAGAUUCUCGAUGAUCAAGUCAACCAAAAUGCUGUGGCAGAUAAGCACGUGAUGCUCACCGGCAAGCUUACCCAUUUCAAGUACGCCACGGCUCGGGAUAAGCUUCUUUCGCUCGGUGUGCGGAGCGUGCGGAGCUGGACCCCUAAAGGCCUUACUUUGCGUGCAGAACGAUCUUCAUUUGGCGGUCUCGGCGGGUCGGUUCCAGCGAGCGAUGCAUCUGUCCAGCCCUUGGAGGAGGAACCUAUUGGGGAUGAGACGGGUCUAGGCACAACCGACGAUGCACCGGGCUCUGACCCUAGUGCCGACGUGGCCGAGCCUCUGGCUGAAAGUCUCGACCUCAUCGCGGAGGUUCGCGGAUAUGUCGAGUCACUGGAUCUAGAUGAGUCUCUUUCUUCGCGACGGGACGAGUUAGUGCGGGUUGGACAACACAUAAUCCAAGGCUCUCGCGAUACCGCUAAUCAGGAUGACGAUGGCGUCAAAGUAAAGUACGGAGAUUUCCUUGCUGCUUCCUCUCAAGUAAUCGGCGCAAGAACCGCCACUGAACUAGCUGGUCCCUCUACCCACAUCUUCGUCGCGGAGCCGCGCUCACUUACAAUCACCAAUUUCCUCGGGGUGCAAAACACCAUCCACAUCGACUUCCAGAAGGACCUCCCCCGCGGAUUGACCUUCCUGGUAGGUGACAAUGGCUCCGGAAAAAGCACAAUUGUCGAAGCCAUGGUAUGGUGCCAGUUCGGCCAGUGCAUUCGCAGCGGACUCGCAGCCAACGAUGUCAUCAACGACAAGGCAGGCAAAAACUGCUCCGUCACGGCGGAGUUCGCCAACGGAUACGCCAUUUCCCGAUACCGCAAGCACAAGAGAGAAAAAAACCGCGUCGUAGUCUCGCUACACGGCGAGCCGCAGCCGCAGCUCGAGCACGCAGAGACGCGCACGACACAGGCGGCCAUCAACGAGCUGCUUGGCACCGACUAUGAGACAUAUAUCAGGACGGUUGUGCUAAGCCACGAGAGUGCGGCAAGCUUUUUGAACUCGACGCCGACGCAGCGGCGCGAACUUAUCGAAGCGUCACUCGGGCUGUCGAUGUUGGAUCGGUGUGGGAACCUGUCGAGGCUGCUGCUCAAGGACAUCGAGGCCAAUAUGACCAAGGUGGAAGUCGAUCUGGGAAGCUUGGUUCGAAAGAUGGAAGAUACUGAACGACGGCUUCGGGAUCUGCGCCGUACACAAAAGCGACUUGAUAAUGAGGCAGAGGAAGCUGUCGUGGCUUUGGACGCAGCCAUGCAAGACCAGGAGCGUACAAGCAAGGAAAUUCAAGCCUUGGAGCUCAAGGACGUGGAUUUGCGCGCUGAACGUUUAAUGUUGCAGAAGCAAAUCCAGGCUGAGCUGGCGGAUUUGGAACAGCUGGGGAGGGAGAUUCGACGGCUGGAGACUAAACGGCGAGAGAUGCAACUGCUGGAGAAGCAACGGCAUGCCGAGUCGACUUCAUGGCUGGGCCAGCUAGAGCAACAACUAAGUCAAAGACUCGAGGCAAUGCCUGCGGUCCACCCAACAGGCCUGCGCAAGCGCCUCCACGUCACGGAAACCUCCAUUUUAUCAUUCCUGCUAAUGGCCAUCCGGCGCCUGCGGUGCAUGUUUAGGGUUCCAAACGAUGACAGCGCCCAGGGAACAACCAGUGCAGAGAAUGAUAAAAAUGAACAAAUGGCGGCCAUCAACGGUCUCCGCCGAGACAUUGAGAACAACACAUCACGACUACAGGGCCUGAGGAACGAAGAAAAGCAGAAUAUCAACCACGCUCGCAUCAUCAGCGACCAGCGCGACCAGGCCAGACAGACACAAAAGGCCUGCGAAGCCUUGCAACAACGCGCCGCAAUCAAGCAAAGCGACGCAGCCACAUAUAAGCACCUGGCCGAAAAAGAGCAGUCCGCCCUAAACUCUCUAGACCUGAAGAAGUCCGCGGUGGCCACCCAGCUUCAAGCGCUUGCCGCUCAUCGUGAGCUCUUUGUCUUUUGGUUUACCGCCCUCGCGAAGCGCACCCGUCGCGGCUCUUCACCACUGCCCAGCUCCGCAAAAAAGGCGACGACGACGACGACAAACAACUUCCGCGAGGACAUUCUCGCAAAGUCUUUGUCACAGCUCAACACGCUUCUCAUGCAGGCCGUUACCAUGCUGUACGAUGACGAGACACGCGCGCAGCACGCCGAGAUGGAACCGUCGCCGGGGAUGAUGAUGACUAUGUUGCACUCACUACUCGACUCAUCCGCUGAGUCUUCCACUGGCACUGUAUCCCCGUCGCUCACAGAGGAGGAAUCCACCAUACCCAUCCUCAACUCCAGACUCACCAUCCACCCCGCCCUCUCCUACCCCAAACGCUCUAGCGGCGAGCGCAAGCGCCUCGACCUCGCUCUAUUCUUUGCGCUAUUGCAGCUCGCGCGGGCGAGAAGUCCACAUCGCGCACACUACGUGCUCGUCGAUGAAGUGUUUGACAGUUUGGACCGGGCCGGGCAGGCGGCUGUUGUUCGGUGGUGUGGUGCCAUGUCGCGAGCGGUGGUUGAGUGGAUAGUAGUGAUUACGCAUAGCCAAGUGUUGGUUGAACAGCAGCGGGAAUUGGGGGAGGAAGAUAUGGUGAGGAAAGUUUUGGUUGUGGAAGCAAGGAUGGGGAAGGGGGGGACGGAAUUGUUUGUUCUGGGGCGUGGGAUUGGUGGAGAUGGAAAGGUGGAAAGUGGGUGA